AUGGCGGCGCGCCGGGGACGGAGAGACGGAAUCGCGCCGCCUGCGAGUGGGGGCUUCGGCCCCGACCCUGGCGGUGGAGUGCGCAGCAGCGGUUGGGGGAGUCGGAGCCAAGCACCAUAUGGUACCGUGGGCGCUGUGAGUGGCGGGGAGCAGGCGCUGCUGCACGAGGAGGGCGAUGAUUCCGGCUUCGUCAGUCUGUCUCGGCUGGGCCCCUGUUUGAGGGACAAGGACCUGGAGAUGGAGGAGCUGAUACUGCAGGAUGGGGCGCUGCUGGGGACCAUGCACAGCUAUAUGGAUGCCUCCCUCAUCUCCCUCAUUGAAGAUUUUGGUAGCCUUGGAGAGAGCAGAUUAUCUCUGGAGGACCAGAAUGAAGUGUCACUGCUCACAGCUCUGACGGAGAUCUUGGACAAUGCAGAUUCUGAGAACCUAUCUCCGUUUGACAGCAUUCCUGACUCAGAGCUGCUCGUGUCACCUCGGGAGGGCUCCUCUCUGCACAGGUUGCUCAACCUCUCUCGGACACCCCCAGAACGUGACCUCAUCACCCCAACUGACCCACUGGGACCCAGUACAGGCAGUAGUAGAGUAAGUGGGGUUGAGAUGGCGCUCACGGAUCCCCCUUGGGACUUCUCUCCACCUUCCUUCUUGGAGACCUCCUCUCCUAAGCUUCCUAGUUGGAGACCCCCAAGAUCAAGACCCCGCUGGGGCCAGUCCCCUCCUCCCCAGCAGCGUAGUGAUGGGGAGGAAGAGGAGGAGUUGGCUGGCUUCAGCAGUGAGAUGCUUGCUGGGGAGCUCAACAACUCUGUGAGCAGCAUCCCAGACUUCCCCAUGCACCUAGCCUGUCCUGAGGAGGAAGACAAAACAGCGGCGGCAGCAGAGAUGGCAGUGCAGGCAGCUGGAGACGAGAGCAUCUCCUCCUUGAGUGAGCUGGUGCGGGCCAUGCACCCGUACUGCCUGCCCAACCUCACCCACCUGACGGCUCUUGAGGAUGAGCUUCAGGAGCAGCCGGAUGACUUGACACUGCCUGAGGAUUGUGUGGUGCUAGAGAUUGUGGGUCAGGCGGCCACAGCUGGCAAUGACCUGGAGAUCCCAGUUGUGGUGCGACAGAUCCCUGCUGGUCCCCAGCCUGUGCUCCUGGAUGACACGCUAGAGGUCAGUCCGGCCUUGCAGCUGCUCAUGCCACCACUAGAGGUGGAGACAGAGGCUGCUGUUCCCAAGGAAACCCUCUGCCCUGUGGAUGAGGGCUUGUCACUGGACUCAAAGGAAAAGUUGGAGUCAGCCUCCAUGUUGGAGCCCAGGGAGGUCAUGGAGCCUGUGGCGCCCAAGGGGCCUCAGAAUCCACCAGCCAAUGCAAUGCUAAGUUCCCAGAGGGCUCGAAAGGGCAGGAGGAAAAAGAGCAAGGAGCAGCCAGCUGCCUGUGCAGAGGGCUACACCAGGAGGCUGAGGUCGGCCUCUCGUGGGCAGUCUACAGCUGUUCCAGAGGUGACCUCUCAGGGAGGCAACCUGCCUCAGGAGGACCUGCAAAGAGAGGUGGGCCCCCCCCAUGGUAGAGGGAAGCCCCGGGCCUGGGCUCGGGCCUGGGCAGCUGCCUUGGAGAAGCCUAGCUCUGUGAACGUGGAGAGCAGUACUGAACAAGCUAGUCCUGCUGAAGAAGGUCCUGGAGACCUCUGCCCCAGCCUGGUUGACCCUAUCCAAGCCAACCCUGUUUCAGCGCAUCUCUCCCUGGUUGACUCUGCUCAAGCUGACCCCAUGCCACUUGACUCUGCUGAAGCUGAUUCCACUGCAGUUGACCCUGGUCCCACUGCGACUGACACUGAACCUGCUGACCCUGUGCUAACUAACCUUGCUUCAGCAAACUCAGAGCUGGUUGACCCUCUCCCAGCUGACCCAGUCCUGGCUGACUCAGCAGCAGCUGACCCUGCAGCAGUUGUUCCCAUCUCAGACGACUUGCCUCCAGUUGACCCUGUCCUGGUCAAGUCAGUACAAGUUGACUCUGUUCCCAAUGACCUGUCUCCAGCUGACCCGGUACUAGUUAAGUCUAGGCCAACUGAUCCCAGACGUGGUGCAGUAUCAUCAGCCCAGAGGAAUCCAGCCGCCCAGCUCCUGCUGGAAUCAGAGUCCUCAGAGCCCUCAAAGGCCAACAGUCCUGAAGUCAGGGAGGUUGUAGGUCCUCUGAAGGGGGAAACUGGUACCAGUACCACAACCCAGGAAGCCAGGCCGCGGCCUCUUAGCCUAUCUGAGUAUCGGCGACGAAGGCAGCAGCGCCAGCCAGAGGCCGAAGAGAGGACCCCCCAGCCUCCAGCUGGGAAGUGGCCCAGCCUCCCAGAAACUCCCACAGGACUGGCAGACAUCCCUUGUCUUGUCAUCCCUCCAACCCCAGCCAAGAAGACAGCUCCGCAGAGAAGCCCUGAGGCUCCUCCUGAGGCUUGCUUUGGGUCUGUGGGCCCCAGCCCUGCCUCUCCUAGUCCUGAGCCACCUGUGAGCAAACCUAUGGCCUCACCUCCUACUGAGCAGGUGCCAUCCCAAGAGAAACUGCUGCCGGCAAGACCGCCACCUCCUGCUAUGCAACCCAUGCCCCCCACAAUGCCCACUGCUCUGCCUUUUCCCACGGGUGGGCUGGGCAUGACUGCUGUGCUCCCCCUUCCCACAAAUGGGCAAGCUGUCCCCAGUCUGCCCCCACCACCCCUGCAGCCUCCUAGUGUUCCGAUGUCUAUGGGGCCAGUGCCACCUGACCCCUAUACUCACUAUGCCCCUGUGCCACCCUGGCCUUGUUAUCCUCCCGUGUCCCCUUCUGGCUAUCCUUGCCUGCCCCCCCCACCAGCGGUGCCCCUAGUGUCUGGUACUCCAGGUGCCUAUGCUGUGCCCCCCACUUGCAGUGUGCCUUGGGUACCUCCUCCUGCCCCAGUCCCACCUUAUAAUUCCAACUGUACCUAUGGGCCCUUGGGAUGGGGCCCAGGGCUGCAACACCCUCCGUUUUGGCCUGCUGUUCCUCCACCUCCUUUGCCUCUAACCUCAGUUGGAAGAGCUGUCCCCCCACCCAAGGUGGAGCCUGGUAGCAUCCCAGCUGGCCCUCCUGAAAGUGUGCCAGCCGUGCCAAUGGCUUCUCCCCUCAGUCUUGGGGUGGCUGGCCACGGAGCGCCACAGACAGAGCCCACCAAGGUGGAGGUCAAGCCAGUGCCCGCAUCUCCCCAUCUGAAACACAAGGCGUCCUCCCCGGUGCACAGCCCUCGGGUCAAGGCUCCACCGUGUGUGUCUGCUGAGAAUGUGGUUGUUGAGGAGCCUGCAUCAGAGAGGCUAAAGCCUGAGCCGCAGGAGACUAGGCCCAGGGAGAAACCACCCUCUCCUGUUGCCAAGGCUGUUCCCACACCAACACCAAGGCAGAGCGCUACCACCAAACUGCCUACUGUCCACCCAGCCCGUCUAAGGAAACUGUCCUUUCUACCUACCCCACGAACCCAGGGUCCUGAGGACGUGGUGCAGGCUUUCAUCAGUGAGAUUGGAAUUGAGGCGUCGGACCUGUCCAGUCUGCUGGAGCAAUUUGAGAAAUCAGAAGCCAAAAAGGAGUGCCCUCCCCCGGCUCCUGCUGACAGCCUGGCUGUAGGAAACUCAGGCAGCGUUGACACUCCCCAGGAGAAGAGGCCCCUAGACCGGUUACAAGCCCCAGAACUGGCCAACGUGGCAGGGCUCACCCCUCCAGCUACCCCUCCCCAUCAGUUAUGGAAGCCCCUGGCUGCUGUCUCUCUGCUGGCCAAAGCCAAAUCUCCUAAGUCCACCGCCCAGGAGGGAACCCUGAAGCCUGAAGGAGUUACGGAGGCCAAACAUCCAGCUGCAGCCCGCCUCCACGGAGGGGUCCAUGGCCCUAGUCCAGUCCAUGUGGGCUCUGGGGACCAUGACUAUUGUGUUCGGAGCAGGACCCCCCCAAAAAAGACGCCUGCCCUAGUCAUUCCAGAGGUGGGCUCCCGAUGGAACGUCAAACGCCAUCAGGAUAUCACCAUCAAGCCCGUCUUGUCCCUGGGCCCAGCCACCUCUGUGCCUCCAGGCACAGCUGCCUCCCAGAAGCCACUUGAUCACAGGACUAGCAAAGAGCAGGCAGAUCCCCAAACUCCUUGCCUUGCCCCGUCUGCCUUGCUUUCCCCUGAGGCCUCACCCUGCCGGAAUGACACGAACACUAGGACUCUCCCUGACCCCUCAGCUAAGCAGCAGUCACUGCGCUGUUACCGAAAAGCCUGCAGGUCAGCCAGCCCCUCAAGCCGGGGCUGGCAAGGCCUCCGUGGCCGCAGCAGCCGUUCUGUCAGCUCUGGGUCCACCCGGACCAGCGAAGCAUCUUCCUCCUCAUCCUCAUCGUCGUCUUCCUCAUCCCGGUCCCGGUCCCGGUCCCGGUCCCUCUCCCCCCCACACAAGAGGUGGCGAAGGUCCAGUUGUAGUUCCUCUGGACGUUCCCGAAGAUGCUCUUCCUCUUCCUCCUCCUCAUCUUCCUCCUCAUCUUCCUCCUCAUCAUCUAGUUCCCGAAGCCGGUCCCGCUCUCCAUCUCCUCGCCGGAGAAGUGACAGGAGGCGGCGGUACAGUUCUUAUCGUUCACACGACCAUUACCAAAGGCAGAGAGUUCUGCAGAAGGAGCGUGCAAUAGAAGAAAGAAGAGUGGUCUUCAUUGGGAAGAUACCUGGCCGCAUGACUCGGUCAGAGCUGAAACAGAGGUUCUCUGUUUUUGGGGAGAUUGAGGAGUGCACCAUCCACUUCCGUGUCCAAGGUGACAACUAUGGCUUCGUCACUUACCGCUAUGCCGAGGAGGCAUUUGCAGCCAUCGAGAGUGGCCACAAGCUGAGGCAGGCAGAUGAACAGCCCUUUGAUCUCUGCUUUGGGGGCCGCAGGCAGUUCUGCAAGAGAAGCUAUUCUGAUCUUGACUCCAACCGGGAAGACUUUGACCCUGCUCCUGUAAAGAGCAAAUUUGAUUCUCUUGACUUUGACACAUUGUUGAAACAGGCCCAGAAGAACCUCAGGAGGUAACCCUGGGCCCUUCUCCCCCAUCCCCUUUUCUUUGGAGGUGCCCAACCUCCUCCAUUCCCCUCCCCCAGUCUAGGGGAGAGAGCUGCUAGUGAGGAGAUGACUGUUUUAUAAAGAAAUGGAAAAAAGUGAAAUAAAAAUGUAAUACAUCAGA
This is a messenger RNA of Odocoileus virginianus texanus, 5152 nucleotides long. Lineage: Eukaryota; Metazoa; Chordata; Mammalia; Artiodactyla; Cervidae. The record is from RefSeq and is a predicted model, not a curated record.